Scatophagus argus is the source of this 9375-nucleotide messenger RNA. RefSeq names its product WW and C2 domain containing 1 (gene wwc1). The record is from RefSeq and is a predicted model, not a curated record. Gene Ontology annotation, cellular component: cytoplasm. Gene Ontology annotation, molecular function: molecular adaptor activity; kinase binding. The transcript is spliced from 22 exons. The coding region runs from base 936 to 4463 and encodes 1175 amino acids. Gene Ontology annotation, biological process: regulation of hippo signaling; negative regulation of organ growth; regulation of DNA-templated transcription. Lineage: Eukaryota; Metazoa; Chordata; Actinopteri; Scatophagidae.
CGUGGUGAAUGUUGUAACUCGACAGCAAUAGACAGGCCGAAGUCAUCGGGACUGAGGAAAGAUUUGACCGCCACUGCUGCCGCUUCCCUCCCGUCCGGAUUUAAAGGGAUAAUUUAACAAAAGAACACACAAGUUUCUCUCGGAUUCACCGGACUUUCACGGCUGUGGAUCCGGCCGUUACUUUCUUCUCUCAGCGGCGCUCAGACUGUUCGCUACCCCGCAGCGGGCGACUAGCAUCGUAACUGCUGCUAAACAUGGUGGCCUGUAGGCAAGAACGAGCAACGAGCCCCGCUUGGGGAUUUUAGAGGAUUCUUGAAGCCACUUGGACGGUUGGUCCUGUGAAACUACCGCUGCUCUGGACGCGUUACAGCCCUCCCUUUUAGUUUUAUUUGGCGGUUUGUGGACUUCGACGUGAGGCUGCCUCUCUGUUUGCGUUGAAAUACCAGCAGCAGCAGCAGCAGCAGCCACAGAGCCGUCCGUGUUUUGUGGACCGUGGAUAAUUGUAGUUUACCUCAAAAGUUGUCACCAGGCCGCCUCAAAGUUUGAAACCCGACUGAGAAAAGUCGUAAAACAUGCGCUCACGCGUGGAAAAACGCCUCAAAUAGCCACACGCUUUUGUUUUUAUUGUGUUUAUGUUACGGAUGUCUCGACGGUCUCAUACAAAUGAAUUGGAACACGAGUGCAGCUAACUGGAAUAUUUUUAUACUCUGAGAUAGUUUCCAUCAGCAGCCCCCCUCCUCCCCUUUGAGGUUUGAUUCAUUGUUAAUCUGUGGAUUAUUAUGGAUUAUUAUUAUGGCUUUAUCCAAACCGCGCCAGUCCGGGAAUUUUGGGAAUAACCACUGAUGCUGUUGAUGAUGAUGACAGAGAAAAGCGAUGGUUUCCCUUCGUUAUGAUUUUGAAUAGAGAGGACUUAAUUUCAUGGAGACUCGCCUGACAUGCCAAGGAAGGAGUUGCCACUACCUGAGGGUUGGGAGGAAGCCAGAGACUUUGAUGGCAAAGUCUAUUACAUUGACCACAUUAACCAGUGCACCAGCUGGAUCGACCCCAGAGACAGGCAGACGAAGCCUCUGACGUUUGCUGACUGUAUUGGAGAUGAGCUGCCGGUCGGCUGGGAGGAGGCCUAUGACCCCGUCGUCGGAGCGUACUAUGUCGACCACAACACCAAAAGCACCCAACUGGAGGACCCACGGGCCCAGUGGCAGCGCGAGCAGGAGACCAUGCUGCGGGACUACCUGGCCGUGGCCCGCGACGCGCUCAGCGCCCAGAAGGAGAUCUACCAGGUGAAGGAGCAGAGGCUGCGCCUGGCGCAGCAGGAGUACCGGCAGCUCAAUGACGUGUGGAGGGACAAGUCGACAUCACAGACCAGCUUGAACUCCAGAUCGUCCUCGUCCAGCAAGUAUGACCCAGACAUCUUGAAAGCAGAAAUAGCCACAGCCAAAAGUCGGGUGAACAAGCUGAAGCGGGACCUGGCCUGCAUGAAGCAGGAGCUGCUGUACAAAGAACAAGGCUUUGAGACUCUCAAAGAGAUUGACCAGAAGGUGUCCAACAGCCCGUAUGGCUACAAGCUGCAGGAGGCGCAGGCCAUCCUCAGCGAGGUCCGCUCCAUCCGAGACGCCAUCAGCUCUGGGGAGAAGGAGAAACAGGAACUCAUGCAGAAACUAGCUCUGUUGAAGGACGGGUUCCAGCUGGACUCAGGAUCCCAGCAGGAGCUGUGGGGCAGCAGCCCCUCGCUCGCCAACUCGGAGCUGUCCCUCCCGCGGCUGUACUCUGACGCCGGCUCCCAGACCGACAUCCCCGCAGAGUUCAUGACCAGCACCAACAAGCUGGCAGAGAAGGUUCGUCUGAGUCUGAAGUACGAGGAGGCCAAGAGAAGGAUCGCCACCAUCGAGGUGCAGAUCGCCAAACUGGACAGCGAGGCGUGGCCAGGACUGCUGGACCCGGAGCGAGACCGCCUCAUCCUCAUCAACGAAAAGGAAGAGCUGCUGAAGGAGCUGCAGUACGUCAGCCCCCGCCAGCGCCUGGAGCCCAACGACGCCGAGAAGCUGGAGUCUGAGAAGAAACGUCUGGAGAGAGACCUGCAAGCCGCCAGAGACAACCAGAGCAAGGCCCUGACCGAGAGGCUGCGACUUCACUGCAAGAGGAACCAGUUGGUGAGAGAGCUGGAGGAGAUGGUUCGACUGGCCACAUCGCUCCAUACUCAACUCAAAAGCCUGUCAGCCAGCACUCUGUCCUGCUCGUCCGGCAGCAGUCUAGGCUCUCUGACAUCCAGCCGCGGCUCGCUGGCCACCACCUCCAGCCUGGGCUCCACCUCCUCCCUCAGCUUCACUGACCUCUACCUGGAGCAGCCCGAGCUGGCUGACCCGGACUUCCAGAACAAGCUGGACAGCCUCCUGCAGGAGGGCAGCCAAGGAGGCUACCGCCCUUCCAGCUCCAUCACCACCAUACAUGAGCAUGAAGUGGUUACGGGCUGCGGAGCAAGGGAUGCUGGGAGGCCUGAGGGCAAAGCGGGCGGGGUGGGCGGAGACACGGGGUGUUCUGCUGGAGGAGGCGCAGGAGGAGGCGGUGUCGGAGUGGAGUCGGGGUCAUCCAGGAUCCAGGCGCUCAGACUGUCAGAAACCCCUCGCUCCAUGAGCUCCUUAUCACCACGCUCGUCUCUCUCCUCACUGUCUCCGCCGUGCUCGCCGCUGGUCACAGACACUAGUUUCCUGUCUGGAGAGACAUUUGCAGGCCAGACGGGACCCGGUGAAUUGAGUCUGGAUCUGGAACUUCACAGUAGGCUUGCAGAACUGGAGCUCAGCCUGGGCUCUCAGGAUCAGCUGCAGGGGGAGCACGGAGGUUCCAGGGGUCUGGAGGAGAAGCAAAACCACAAGAACACGUUGGGCGAGGAGGCAAAAGAGUCGGCUCCCCAGCUGCGAGGGCCGGGGGCGGGGCCAAAGAAAAUGGGCGUGACCUCAGCUGUGUCGGACGAGUCGGUGGCUGGUGAUAGCGGCGUGUAUGAGCCUUCAGAACGCAGGUCGGGUCUCCCUGCAGACCUGCUGAGCUCCUAUGACGAGCGGCUGGUGCUGGGCUGCUCUCAGGUGCAGCUCGGCUUCCGCUACGAGUCCAGAGACCAACGCUUCACCAUCUACGUCAUGCAGCUGUCCAACUGCAGCGCCCUCUGUCUGCCGGCUGACCAGAAAAUGUAUGUGCGUUCGGUGGUGCUGCCCUGCGUGGAGGCCACCCGCUGCCUCUUCCGAACACGCGGCUCUCUGCCUCAGGACGUCGUGGAGAUCAACGAGGUGUUUGGCAUGCAGAUAUCCCACAGUGCACUGCGGCAGAAGACGCUGAGGGUCGACAUCUGCGUCACCAGCAAGUCAGGCCAUGAAGAGUGUCUGGCGGGAGCUCAGAUCAGCCUGGCUGAUGUCGGCUGUUCGGAAGAGAGAUGCACCAAAUGGUACAACCUGCUGAGCCGCGUCUACAUGCCCGAAAUCAACAACAAGGACAAACAGAGCAGAGCGGCCAGCGUCUCUGAGCGGACUCCAGUGAUUUCUGGUGUUUCCAGAGUCGGAGCUCCUGAGGACGAUGAGUGGCACGGCGACCUUCUGGAGGCAGACAUGUUUGAUGAGGAAGAAGGAAAUGGUGUGGAAGGGGUGGGGCCUCUGGACGAAGAGGACGAGUUUUAUCCUGAAAGCGGCCAAUGGGAAGGGGAGGAGGAGGAGGAACAUGCACACGAGGAGAAGGUGGCCAAACCUCCUCCUCAUCCUCUUCCUCCAGCAGCAGCAGCAGCAGUCAUCACAGAAAAGGUCAACAAGGAGACAAGCAUGGACAGCUUACUGCCGUCCCAUCACUGCUCAGUGGUCCGACCGAAGGAACGGCGCCCGGACGUCCACCAGCAGCACCCCUUCAUGAGGGGGAACACCAUCAUCCGCUCCAAGACGUUCUCCCCUGGACCUCAGAGCCAGUACAUCUGCAGGAUAAACCGCAGUGACAGUGACAGCUCCACCCUCUCCAAGAAGUCUCCGUUUGUCCGAAACGCCUCGGAGAGACGCAGCAUGCGCAUGAAGAAGCCUCCUGUGCAGGUCAAAGGUCUGGACGGCCUCCUGCGGACAUCCCUGGACCUGGAGUUGGACCUGCAGGUGUCUCGGACGCGGCAGGCGCGUUUGACACAGGAGCUGCGAGUUCUGCGGGAGCUGAAGGUGCAGCUGGAGAAGGCGAGGCAGCAGGGCCAGAGGGAGCUGCCGGCCUGGGUCCAAGAGGACGAACGCUUCCGGCUGCUCCUCAAACAGGCCGAGAAACAGACUCAUGAGGAGCAGCUGCAGGAGAAACGGGUGGAGAAGAUGAUGAGGGCAGCAGCCAAGGACGUCCACAAGAUCAGGGGCCAGAGUCGCAAAGAGGUCCCCGAGGUCCAGACCUUCAGAGAGAAGAUGGCCUUCUUCACACGAGCAAAGACCAGCAUCCCCGACCUGCCGGCCGACGACGUGUAGAGAAGCAUUUCAAAGUAUUUUCCCCUCCUGAGUCUUAACCUGCUGUUCCCAACAUCAGUGGAGCAAACGUUUGGCGGUGUCAUGAAGAAUUUAAAAUAAUAAUAAUAAUGAUUAUGAUAAUAUGUUUAGUAGAAAAACAAAACACUCAAAACCGUGAUGAAACACAUUUUUAAAGAGCUCAGUGUUUGUUUGUAAAAUAGAGAUAGCACUGCUAGAGCUUUUUUUUAUUAUUAUUAUUAUUAUUAUUAUUAUUAUUAUUGUUAUUAUUUCACUCUCUUCCACUCUGUUUAUGGCUUUGUGUUUCUGUUACUGUUACUAACAGGCUGUUUAUAGGCUCUUAGCUGUUUAAAAUCAUUCCAGCACAAAGUCACACAGCUGCACAUGUGCAGACAAACCGUUUCGUACUAAAAUGACACAAAAAAAAUUUAUUGAUGGCACAAAACAGUACAGGAGAAACGACGGUACUAAAGCAAAAUGAGGAACCGAAGCUGGUGAUGAAAAUGAAUAUCCAAAGUUCAGAGAUAUUCAACUUUCAAGUGUUUUUUUUUUUUUUUUUUAGAAAACAUUUAGACGCAGACAAACACGAGCCCACGUGACGGUUGUACAUAGGCAGCAUGUCUUCUGUUUCGGCUCGGUCGCAACAGGAAAACUGGAGCGCGUCUUUGCUUUACAAACGUCACCAAACGAACUGGAUCUGAUUGUUCACGAGUCGGAGGUGAGAGUCCUCUUGUCUUAGGUCUGAUCGUCUCUCACAGGUUACACAUAUCAAGGUGUAGAAACAGCACUAACUCUCACUAACACUCAGGUAGCUGAUCGGAUAGUCUGCACUUUAAGAAACUUGAGGUAAACGUUUAAGAAAAAAAGACACUCGAUGUUGGUUUUUGGAAAGUUUAAAAAAAAAAACUUUGCCUCACGCUGGAAUGAUUGUCGAAACACACACAGGAAGUGACGAUCAAAUGUAUUUUUGAGGACUGUGAACUUCUUACUGAUUGUAUGACUAGAAGAAAGUGACUAAACCUCCUCCCUUCCUCCCUCCGCCCCCAGUGAGAGAAACUGACCAGCAACUGGCUGCCAGUCUUCGCUCUGAUUGGCUGGUAUUUUCUGCCCUGAUGACAUUUGAACACUACGAUUGGUCAGAUUUUUCCCGUUUUAAUAUCAUGCCUCUCUUCCCUCUGUUUCCACUCUGUCACUGGAUGUUUUGGACGUGCAUCUGAGACGCUGAGAACUGGAUGUUAGCGUGGGAGCCCCAGCAAAAACUGAACAUGUCAACUUCGUUUCUUUUUAUGCUUUGCUGAUCAAUAGUUUUAUCUUUAGGAGGAGGCAGCAGGUACUUAAGUGAAGCCUAACAACAUAAAUCAGUGCGAGAUGAACUACCUUAAAUGGCAGAAACCCUCUUUGGGAAAAACUAUUAUAACAUGGACUUUGAGUUUUUAGUUUGUCCCGUCUGCUGUCAUGAGAGGGUUCAUAAGCUGUACUGCAGCAAGCCACCAGGGGGCCUCCGGAAGCUUUUUUUUGGGAGCUCUUCAUCAUCUUCGUCAUCCAUCAUUGUGUACAGUCGACACGUAAACACAAACUUAACUCCGUGUUGCUUCGUAUCUGCCGGAUACUCGUUCACGUGACUUUUCCUUGCAAGUCCUUGAAAGUUCAGGUUGGUGUCCUGUGGGUGCAGUAAGCCCAAAGAAACCCUAAAAGUCAACCCAGGUGACGUGAAUCACUUGCUGAAGCAGACACAUGAAGAUUAUCGCGCCCUCCUGAUAUGCCAUCACAUUAUAGAUCUGACUCCAGCUUUUGCACAGUAACCCAGCUGUGAAAUCAGACGUGAAUAUUUUUCUUUGUCUGUUUGUGCAGAGCGAUUCGGUCAGAAGUCUGUUGAAGUCCUGCGGUGUGAUUCACAUUCAGCUCGGUGAGUGCUCACCGACUUUGUUUCCAAGGCAACCGGACUUAGAAAUCAGCAGCAGACCUUGACGCUGUUUGCAAACUCUUUGUGUUUGUACCUGGCUGUUGAGAAGCUGUUGGGAGAAGUUGUCCUUGGUGCUUUUCCUGUAGCUUUUCAGCUGCGUUAAAGCAGAACUUCUGCCUGAAAGUCUUCACUGUUCAUGACUGGACUCAUGAAGAGAGUCCUGACGUGACACUGAGAUUCUUUCAGCUGAUUUAACGUUGCUAUCAAACUUUGGGACUUGGUGUCAGAGGGAGAAAUCCACCAGAGAGGACACUCAGAGGUCAACUCAGACGCUCGCAGCUGCAGGAAAUAGACCAGAAUGCAUUGCAACAGCAAGUGUUCAGUAAAAGCUGUAAAAGUUUUCUCAGUACUUUUUCUACUACCUCAUUUCUUUUUUAUGUUUCCUGAACAUUUAGUGUCGUAACUACAGUACAAAAAGAAUUUCUCUGCUGAGGGGCCUUCGUGAGACGUUCACAAAACGUAAUAAAUAAUAACACAGCUGAAUGUAUCGGUAUAAGAGCGAUCACAACUGAAGGUGGCAUUGAUUUCUAGAUGGAAUCAUUUUCAAUUCUGAGCAGUAUCAAAAUAAAACACAAAAAUAUAAAUAAAUAAAUACAAAUGCAUGUAAAGCCCACGAAAAGGAAUAAAAAGAAAACUUAGCUGCGGAAAUCUACAGCUGAGUGCAGCGAGUUGACAAGGCAUUCUGGGAAAUGUAGUAAAAACUGAAGCAGAACCAGGCAGGUCAAAGGAACUAAACUACUAAAUUGCACCUUGUGGACGUAAAAUCAUCAAAUGCUUUGAGCAUCACAGGAUGAAAACAGUCCGACAUUCAGCAAGGAAACAAAAUGAAGGAAAAUAAACAGAAGAAAAAUCCGAUUGCAAAACAGAGUCAGUCAGUAUGGCAGAUCAGAAUAUGAUAAGGAAAUAAAAAGGACCAAAACAGACCACUUUACUUAAGAAAAGUCAGAAAAACUUGUUCGUCUAAUGUUGCCCCUAAAGUUCAGAGAAACACUGAUUGAAAAGUGGGCGCCGUGUCCCUCACUUGUGAUGCUGAGUCAUACUUCACUUUCAUGACAGUCGAUAGUGUUUCACCUUCUGCUGGGCCUCCAUGCUAACAGACGUGUGUCUUCGGUACGUCGGCAGCACACGGCACAAACCCUUCAUGAAGUCGUGUUUCCAUGCCAGGUGUAAACGAGAAUGUAGCUGACGCAGACUCGAGAUCUGCUGUCAUUCUAGAUGUUUACUCUUUGUAGAUGAACAGCACCCUGAUCUGAGGUCACAUCCAGCAGAGACUCGGCCUUCUUUGUCGCUUCAUGUCUUGCCUUCAACGUCUGUAUUUUUAAGACCAACAGAGGAAGUUUGUUAGCUGUCUGCACUUCCUGCUCUUUUGUUUUUCUCCUCCGACCCACCGAAAAGUCCCGAAAAUCAAAAUCUUUCUGAUAUAUACCGUAACUGUUUUAAAUCCACAACAGAAUAGAGUCACAACACUUUCAGGUAGAGGCAGAGGAAUGUUUUGCACAAGUGUCUGUAAGAAUAAUAAAUAUGCCACAAAUACAUAACAAUCAAGCGACACUACACAUCUUCGUCAUCCUUGGAAAAGACGAAAAGGAAAAAAGUUGACGUGCUGUGAGGAUGUUCACACUGAGGCUGCGUUCGCUCUGCAGCAGCUGACUCAGUCUGAACAGUCGCAGAGAUCAGUACCAAGGCCACCAUGUGUGUCCUUAUGGAUGCGACGGUCACCGACAUGGCCAACUCCCAGUGUCUGUGCUGUACAGAGACACCAGUAGAUUUCCUGCUGGUGAAAAAUCACCAGAGGAAAUUAAAAAAAGGCAGCGAGUUUGCCUUUCGCUCAGAAGGUAGAGAACCCACAACAGCCAGGAUCCACUGCACCUCCUCGCUCCUCUCAGAAUGGGGAGGUUUUUGAUGAUGGCUCCUCUGGUUUGAGGAGUUGUUUUAUAAGGCUGUAAGAACUGAAUUAGUGGUUGUUUAGCAGGCUGAAAACUGAUCCAGACAAAAAGGUGUGUGAAAUCUGACUGUUCAGACUGAGCUCACGCUGCCAUAAGUCAUACGUAUCCAGUCGAGUCACUACAGAAGAAUUUUGUGUUAAUUUUUUGCUCGUGUCGUCAUUAGAAGAGAUAAACAUUUGCUGGAGUCCUGUGAACAGAAGCAGUCAGAUGUGGUGGACUGUGACGGGGGCUGAGGGUUUUACUGUAGCAGGAACGCUGUGAAGUGAAUGAACGCCUUUGGAGUCGUGUGAGAGCGUGUGUCUUUGGAGGUCAACGUGUGGGCUGUUCAUCUUUUUUUUUGUUUGUUUUUGUUGUCUUAAACAGCAUCGUUUGCUCUGAGAGAAGCAGGAAGUGCAGAGAAACUUCUGUAUUAAUUUUCCUCAUGUGAACGUUGUCCGUUUCCCUCCGCUGUAGGACUCCGUGCAGUCUGAGAAACAGUACUGUCUGUUUUAAAGUACUCUGAACUUUGUCACGAUCGACCGAAUGUUUAACCUCUGAAUCAUUUAUAUACAACAACAUCUGGAUGAAGGAAUGUAGGUUUUGCUGCGAGAAAUCACGAUCAUUCAGAAAAAGAAAAACAAAUGCUGUUUUAGUCACAGGUAAUUUUUCAUCAUGUAGGUUGUCAUAUAGUUCUUGUUUGUUCUCUGAAGUUCAAGUGCAUUUUUUUCCUCAUUUGAUUAUUGAUUUUUUUUCUAAUGAAUCUGUUUGUAUUAUGACUGGCGAUGAACCUGGUAACGUGUACGGAGAGAAACAUACAGCAUGUAUUUAUUGCACUUUGUGAUUUGGGUGUGCUUUUCCUGUUUAUUCUUUUUAUCGCGAGAGUCCCGAAAAGCUGUGAAUUUUAUUCUGAGACACUGUAACUGUCGACCAGAGUUGUAAAUAUUUCACCAGCACAAAACAAAACAAAAAAACCAAACAAACAAUAUGUUUUGUAGUUUCACAACAAAUAAAAAGUUCUUCUCUUCUA